AUGAAGGCAGUGCUGAUUCUUGGCUUCCUUGUAGCUGCAGCCUUCAGCAAGAAGCUCUUUGCUGGAGACCAGGUUCUCCGCAUCAGAGCAAGCGAUGAAGAGCAGCUGGCCCUCCUGAAGGAACUGGAGGGAUGGGAGGAUUUACAGAUUGACUUCUGGCUAAGUCCAUCUAAGCUGAACCUCCCAGUGGACAUGAGAGUCCCCUUCCAGAGCCUCCAAGCCGUCAAGAUCUUCUUGGAGUCGAAGGGCAUUCCAUAUUCUAUCCUGAUCAAAGACCUUCAGGAUUUGCUGGAUAAAGAAAAAGAAGACAUGCUGCUCGCUAGGAAAUCUGACAGGAGCACAGGGAAAUUCAGCUUCUCUGCCUAUCACACCAUAGAAGAGAUCUACAGCUGGAUGGAUGAUUUUGUGGCUGAAAACCCAGAACUGGUCAGCAAAAUCCAGAUUGGGCAGAGCUAUGAAGGACGGCCAAUCUACGUUCUGAAGUUCAGCACAGGAGGGGAGAAGCGCCCCGCCAUCUGGAUUGACACUGGAAUUCACUCUCGUGAAUGGAUCACUCAGGCGACAGGGCUGUGGACAGCUAACAAGAUAGCCAGUGAAUUUGGCAAGGAUGCCUCGUUGACUGCCAUCCUAGAUUCUGUGGACAUCUUCUUGGAGAUCGUCACUAACCCUGAUGGGUUUGCUUACACUCACAGCACGAACCGCAUGUGGCGCAAGACUCGAUCAAUCAAUCAUGGAUCAUCCUGCAUUGGAGUGGACCCCAACCGAAACUGGGAUGCCGGGUUUGGAGGUCCUGGAUCCAGCAGCAACCCCUGUGCAGAAACCUACCACGGGGCCUUCCCUCACUCGGAGAGUGAAGUGAAAUCCAUUGUGGACUUCAUCCUAGACCAUGGAAAUGUGAAAUCCGUGAUCUCCAUCCACAGCUAUUCCCAGAUGCUGAUGUUCCCCUAUGGCUAUAAGCCAGAGCCUGCUCCUGACCAUCAGGAACUGAAUGACCUCGCUCGAGAAGCUGUAUUGGCCUUAACUGCGGUAGAUGAUACAGAAUACACCUUUGGUAGUACGAUUGACACCAUAUACCAGGCUGAUGGAACCACCAUUGACUGGAGCUACGACAAUGGAGUCAAGUAUUCCUACACUUUUGAACUGAGGGACAAGGGCCGCUAUGGCUUUAUCCUGCCUGCUGAUCAGAUCAUCCCAACGGCAGAAGAAACCUGGGUAGCACUCAUGAAGAUCAUGGAACAUGUGCGGGACCACCCUUAUUAACCAAGGGGGUUGUGGGUGGUGGAGCUAAUACGCCAUUACUUUUGGGUGGGUAGCAUUAUACUAGAGGCUUUUCCAGAUGGCAACUUAUUCUAACUUGAACACAAAUUUCUAUGGAAUUUGUUUCCCUCCAUUCCACAGAACAUCAAGGGAUGUCGCAC
This is a messenger RNA of Hemicordylus capensis (graceful crag lizard), 1418 nucleotides long. Its product is annotated as carboxypeptidase A1-like. The transcript has 11 exons. Lineage: Eukaryota; Metazoa; Chordata; Lepidosauria; Squamata; Cordylidae. Gene Ontology annotation, biological process: proteolysis. The coding region runs from base 1 to 1260 and encodes 419 amino acids. Gene Ontology annotation, molecular function: zinc ion binding; metallocarboxypeptidase activity. The record is from RefSeq and is a predicted model, not a curated record.